GAUAACCCGAACCUCCCCUCUCGCUCGCUUCCUCUCUCUCUCUCUCUCUCUCUCUCUCUCGUACUCCCACCACCACUUAACCUCUGUGGUCUCCAUCUCCCUCGCCGUUCUUCUCCGUCGACAAACACAAGCUUGCCGUCCGGCGAACGGACUUCACAGAAAUGAGAACUGUUGGAUUUGCUUUUCGGACCUUGAGUGACGGUUUAUCACACCGAUUUCAGCAACCCCAUGUAGUCAGAACCCUCUCCACCAAUGCAACCUCAGGUAGUUUUUCAAGAGGCAGUGGAUGGAAUGAUAAGGAAACUAGUAAUUCAACUGAAUCUGCUGAUGAGUUUGAGCGUCGAAUUUUUGGUGGAAAUUCCGGAGGAAAUACAAAGACAAAUAGUUUUUUUGAAAAGCAUGAUAGGCUCGGGAAGACUCAUGACAGAUUUGGUUCAAAAUCUAGUGAAGGAAGUGGUUCCAGUAUAUUGGAUGGAUUAGGUGAAAGUUUUAACACAUUAUCCGAUGGGAUGGAUGGGAAGCUAAAGAAAGCAGCCACAUACUUUGAAUUUGAUCCUGAUGAAAUAGCAAAAGAAGAUUAUGCUUUCAGACCAGAUAUGACUUUUAGGCCAAGAAUGACUUACACCGUUAAGGAUCUUGAUCUAACUAAGCCAGGAGUUCGUAAACCUGUCAAGAGAUAUGAGUUUGAAGUAACUACAGAGGAAGUUUUGAAAAAAGCUGAUUUCAGGAAUGUGAGAUUCCUUGCAAACUUCUUAACGGAUGCUGGAAUUAUAAUAAAAAGGAGCCAGACUCGCAUUAGUGCCAAGGCCCAGAGGAAGGUUGCUAGGGAGAUCAAAACAGCCAGAGCUUUUGGUUUAAUGCCUUUCACAACAAUGGGGACAAAAUCAUUUGUUUAUGGAAAAACAAUGGAGGAUCUGGACGAGGAUUAUGAAUAUGAAACUUAUAAUGGCCAGUUGACUGCUGAUCCAGAAGGAAACGAUCAGUAGGAUCCUGAAAGCUGUUGUAAAAUCUCUUUUCCACAGCCUCGAGAGAGAGAGAGAGAGAGAGAGAGAUUAAGUAGAAAUAAGAAGGGAAGUGACUAGCUUUAUGAUUAGGAAUGCUGAAUCCCACAAGUCUUCAAAUUCCCAUGUUAUAAUUUGUUUAUGGGUUAGUGUAGCAAUUGGAUGAGAAAAUUGUUCAGUGUAGCAAUUGGAUGAGAAAAUUGUUCAAAUUAUCUCAAAGUCCAUUUAGUUUUGUGAUGCAAUACCGUCAUGAAAUUUUUGGUAUCUAGCUUUUAAUUAAAUUGAUUCAAAGCCAAUAAAAAAACUAGUAGUACGAAAUGUUCAUUUUGAUGGUA
Ziziphus jujuba (common jujube) is the source of this 1336-nucleotide messenger RNA. RefSeq lists its product as uncharacterized. Gene Ontology annotation, cellular component: mitochondrial small ribosomal subunit; ribosome. The record is from RefSeq and is a predicted model, not a curated record. The transcript is spliced from 6 exons. Lineage: Eukaryota; Viridiplantae; Streptophyta; Magnoliopsida; Rosales; Rhamnaceae. The coding region runs from base 162 to 986 and encodes 274 amino acids. Gene Ontology annotation, biological process: translation. Gene Ontology annotation, molecular function: structural constituent of ribosome; small ribosomal subunit rRNA binding.